Molecule: messenger RNA, 1210 nt
Organism: Dermacentor albipictus
Lineage: Eukaryota; Metazoa; Arthropoda; Arachnida; Ixodida; Ixodidae
Source: RefSeq, a predicted model, not a curated record
AAGCACAUCUGAAUACGGCUAGUUGCCUCGAGGUUCGGUCAUUAAUGCCGCCGAGAAUGUGCGUGGAUGGCAAGUUUUAUUUUCAGCGUGUUUUGUGGCGAGCAGUUCAAACCUACAUAUGUGCACUUGAAUUCCCAGCUUGCCGAAAUGAUCGGGACGAUGCGAGAAUAUUCGAGAGCCUACGCGAUCGUUUGGAGGUGGGAGAGAGGCCGUAAAUGAGGCGGUGACAACUUACGUAGUAAUCCUCCUCUCUGCCAUUCUCGAAGUUUCGCGUUCUUUCCGUUGCGUCGCCACCUCGCGUAUAAAUCGCGGCGUCGUCUGCUCGCCGUCAGAUUGAGUUGUACGAUCACAGUCGAGUUGACGUACGAUCGAGUAGUGAACUUGCGUUCGCUUUGCUUGCGCCUCUUCUUGCUUGGAAUCUACUGAAUUUCUACGACGUUGCCGCUGCAAAGUACUACAGCAUGGUGCGCCUGAUGCUGUACCCGCUCUUCAGCGAUGUGGACGACCUGUUCUCUCCCCUCGAGGCUCUGGACCAGCUAACUGAUGCGAUGCGCCCCGCGGUGCGUCAGGCGGACAAGAAAACGAAGCAGACGACUUCGGAUCGCAGUUCCAGCUGCCUGUGUCUCCGUGGCGCCGCGCACCCCGGCAGCCCUCGGAAGCGUGCUCAGAGCCUCGCUGAAGAAGACGCGAGAAGCGAUUCACCAGACGACUCCAAGUUCGUUUUCAACUGCAACGUUCGCGGCUACAAGCCUGAGGAAAUCUCCGUCAAGGCGGUCGACGACUGCAUCGAGGUGAGCGCGAAACACGAGGAAGAGAGCGAGGACGGUUCCAGCUACGUGAAGCGCCAGUUCACCCGGCGGUUCACCCUCCCCGAAGGAGUGAAAGCCGAGACGGUCACCUGCGCCCUGCUGUCGUCCGGCGUGCUGGCCAUCGAAGCGCCCAAACCGGAACCUCCCACGAAGAAGCCGAGGACGAUUCCCAUUGUAGUUGAGUCGUCGAAGCCGAUCGCGGCGGCGGACCAGUCUGAUAAGGAGACGGAAAAACCCGAAGAAGGUACCACCGAAGCUGCGCAGGCGUCGUGAAGAGAACAUCCCUGCAUUUUGUAUUGUUGUCAUCUUUAGGAUCACGUCUUUCCGUUCACCUCCACAUUUCGCAACUUCACCAUCAGGCAUAUAUUGCAAUGUAAAAUAAACAUAUACUUUAUCAGAAA